CGCAUUCAACGGAGAGGUGAGGGAGCGACGGUCAAAACAACACGGGCAGGCCAAGAGGCGAGCCUAGUUGCUAAAUUUGCCAUGAUCACAGUGGCCUUAGAGACCCGCCCAAAAUUGCUCUGGCUUCUCGGGCCCCACUCGUGGACACACGAAUCUGAAAGAUCUCUGCUUCUGCCUGUGGAACACAGCCUGCUGCGCUUUUCUCACGCUCAUAAGCCUAAUGACUGCGACCUCUGCCAUGUUGUAAGCAGGCCUCCUCAAAACGCCUCCACAUGUCAUCACUUUCCCACGCACCCUCGGAACAGCCGUCCCAUUCGUUUUACACACAAACGUGUACAUUAA
Molecule: messenger RNA, 342 nt
Organism: Protopolystoma xenopodis
Lineage: Eukaryota; Metazoa; Platyhelminthes; Monogenea; Polystomatidea; Polystomatidae
Source: the annotation of a GenBank genome assembly